Oncorhynchus gorbuscha (pink salmon) is the source of this 1512-nucleotide messenger RNA. RefSeq lists its product as uncharacterized. Lineage: Eukaryota; Metazoa; Chordata; Actinopteri; Salmoniformes; Salmonidae. The coding region runs from base 321 to 1214 and encodes 297 amino acids. The transcript is spliced from 6 exons. The record is from RefSeq and is a predicted model, not a curated record.
GUGAAUGAAUUGACUUCAGCUCCCAAGGACCAGGGAAGGAGAGUUGGAGACCACUUAUUUUAUAAAUCGGUACAUUGCCCUCUACAUCUUAGUUCACAGUAAAAGCUGCCAGUUCUGUUGCGCCCUAUUUAAUGGUCACUACAGAAAUAAUGUAUUUUAAAUGGCGUGUUGAAGUGGACAGGCUCAAGGCAGGGCAGGUUUGCUCUCAGUCUGUUCUCUCUGAUAAGAUGUGUUUGUUUACCUUCUCAGUCUACCACUUGACUCUGUAACAGUCCCAUAUUUCCUGGUGUCCAUUCCAUUCACUCCAUCGCUGCGAGACAAUGAAGGAUACACACACCCUGCUCAAUCUGCUUCUGCUGCUAGUGUACCUAGCAGGAUCAGCUGUGACCACUGAUGGAGGGAAGGACAGUACCGAUGGUCCCUUGGAACUAACCAUUGUGGGACCUGACUUUGUGACUGUGGGCGUGCCAUGCAGUUUUGACUGUGCCGCCCAGUGCUCUCCUUCCUGUAGCUACAGAAUGAAUAUCGAUGGGCAGAUUGGACAAGGCAACGAGCUGUUCUUCACAGCUCGCCAAUGGGAAGAGUCCCUAAACCUCACAUGCACCGCAAGGAAUGAUGACUCUGGGAGGUCCUCUACAGUAUCUAAGAUACUGCAGGUUUUAGCUGGACCAACCAACAUAUCGAUCACAGGCCCUGACUUGAUGACCCCAGGGGCCCCACAAAGCUUCCAGUGUUACGCCGACUGCCGUCAGUCCUGCAACUACACCUGGGGGAUAAAUGGCCGAUGGCUCGGGGGACAGGGGAACGAGAUUACCGUAACUCCCGAAGAAUUGGCCACCUCUGUUACCCUGAACUGCAAGGCCAUCAAUAAUGGUCCCUUGGAACUAACCAUUGUGGGACCUGACUUUGUGACUGUGGGCGUGCCAUGCAGUUUUGACUGUGCCGCCCAGUGCUCUCCUUCCUGUAGCUACAGAAUGAGUAUCGACGGGCAGAUUGGACAAGGCAACGAGCUGUUCUUCACAGCUCGCCAAUGGGAAGAGUCCCUAAACCUUACAUGCACCGCAAGGAAUAAUGACUCUGGGAGGUCCUCUACAGUAUCUAAGAUACUGCAGGUUUUAGAUGAUGGAAAAUCCAUGGCCACACAGGCUGAACAGACUAUAGACCUGCUUCUGUUCACAUUCACACUCUCACUCUACACCGUAAUAUCAACAUAAUCCAGGAAAAGGUGGUUUUAUACAAGGAAGUGAUCUGUUCUCCACAUGCAUAUCUGAAUCAUUUGAAAACAUGUCAUCAUUAUUACAGACAGUGAUGGAACAUGUGGUUUAUUGGUAAAGAACAAAGAACAAACAGUGCCUCUCAUAUCAGGAUGUUAACGAUAUUUGCUGAUGAUAAGUGAAGUGGAAAGGCUUGGCUGAAUCUUUCACUAUCAAAGCACUACGUGUGUUUGUGCAAGUAUCAUCACGUGUAUAGCAUAUUUGGAUUAAAUAUUUAAUAAAGACACAUAUACAUUAA